Stegastes partitus (bicolor damselfish) is the source of this 2994-nucleotide messenger RNA. It is a transcript of the gene rftn2, whose product is annotated as raftlin family member 2. The record is from RefSeq and is a predicted model, not a curated record. Lineage: Eukaryota; Metazoa; Chordata; Actinopteri; Pomacentridae. The coding region runs from base 182 to 1501 and encodes 439 amino acids. The transcript is spliced from 9 exons.
UUCCGAGCUGCAGCUUCCAGCGGGAAACGAGCUGCUCUUCUCUCCGCCAGCGCGCUCCUUCUGCUCCUGAAACCCGAACCAGGACGGUCACCGGCGGCGGCAUGAGCCGGUCCCGGUAGAGAGCCUGCUCCGGUUCCGCACCCCGCAGAUCCACCGCCGUCCCCUCCCCGCCUCCGAGGCCAUGGGCUGCGGCUUGAGAAAGCUGGAGGACCCGGAGGACAGCAGCCCCGGGAAGAUCUACUCCACCCUGAAGAGACCGCAGGUGGAGACCAGAACCGACACCGUGUUCGAGUACGUCCUGCUGGACUUCAGCCUGGAAGGAAGCCGUCCGACGGUCCAGUAUGUGUCGUCGCUGUCCGAGCUGCCUCAGGCGCUGCUGCCCUACUACACUCAGGGCUACGUCCUGGCCGCCCUCCAUCCCAUCAUCCUGUCAGUGGGCCGGACCCGAUCGCUGCCCUUCAGCCUGCUGUACCGAGCCAUCCUGGCCCGGCCCAGACCCAGUAAGCAGACGGCCUCCAUGUGCCACAGUGUCCCGGUUCUGAGGGUGGAGGAGUGGCCGCUGCCCGGAGACUCUUUGACCGGCGACACCGUCCGAGCACUCAUCGACCGGGUGAACAGCAGCGCUCGCGGGGGCGUCCGGUUCGUCGGCUCGGUCCUGCAACAGGUGAGCGGGAUCACUAACGGCCGGGUUCACAGUCCAAAGAGGGGCUGCCGAUCCCCCCCACGAACACCUCCGCGGACCCCUCCUGGAGACCGGGAGCUGGAGGAGAACACCUACAGUCCAGACCUGAGGCUGCUGGUCUUCUUCCACUCUUGGGCUCCCGGCUGUGCUCCUCUGGACUCCCUGGCCUGUCAGUACCACCAGGGGGCGCUCUCCAUGCGCGUUUCCAGGAAGGGUCACGUGGUCAGCUCCCUGGAAGCCGAUUGGCUGGAACUGACUGCUGCCUACUACCGUAAAGGCUGGUCGCUGGUGGACUCUUUCGUUUACUGGGACACACCGAAAGGUGAGCCGGUGCCGAGGUCUCUGGAGGGAUUGUUCGUGUACGAGGAGCGAAGCACUUCUCCUCCAGCCAACGACACCAUCGUGGUGGAGCAGUGGACCGUCAUCGAGGGCUCCAAUGUGAAAACUGACUACGGGCCUCUGCUGCACACGCUGGCCGAGUUCGGAUGGCUGCUCACCUGCGUGCUGCCGACUCCCAUCAUCAGGCACGACAGUGACGGGAAUCUGGCCACGAAGCAGGUCGUGUUUCUGCAGCGGCCAAUCAGGAGUCAGGCAGCCGGACAGCCGCGGCACCAGAGCCUGUCGCUGCACAGCGACGUGUCCGGCCGCUCCAUCAGCCGCUCCGUCAGCAGCCCGGUUCCCCAGGAGGAGCUCGGCCCGGCUGCAGGAGGCAUCGGCGGCUUCCCGGUGUUCGGUGGAGGCUACCCUGGAGCUCUGUCCCACCUGGAGGAGGGAGGCUUCGAGCAGGAGGAGGGGAAGGCCGAGGUCACCUGUAUGUAGGCGGAGCUGCUCCAGAACCACAUGGUGACAUUCACACGGAUCCACGGACCAGAAGCUUCCUUUGACAGACUGUAGAAGAAUUCUGCACUUUUUUAAAGAACAUUUUUAUGAAGCCAUAAUGACAGUAAGGUUUUGUUUAGACUUUACACACAUUUGAAACACUUUUUGAAGCAACACAAGGAGACAAAACGAGGCUCGACCUUCUUCCUGUUUAGAUUCCGUUUUUCUUCUUUCUUCCUGAACCGGCAGCUUCUCCUCAUGUCGCUCACUUUGGUACUGAAAUACUUUACCUGUACAUAGUUUUCUGAGACGUUCCAGCUGAGUUUUGCAGCUCAUCGUGUCUCACAGCAUUAUUUUGUUCUUUUCCUGUUGGAGCUGCAGAUUUUACAGGUUCUGUCGAUAAUAUGCACAUUUUUCCUGCAGAGGAUAAAGUUCUCCACGAACAUACACAGAAACUUUGGCAACUGUAGUUUAAAGCCUUCAGACGAGGAGGAUGUUUCGUGUUCUUGUGCUGUACCAUGUGUUUCUGUGAGCUCAGUGUGUAUCAGUACAAAGAGCUCCUACUCUGAUUUCUGGAGUAUUUAUCAGUGAGAAUAUGAGAAAAUAAUGUGUUUUGAACAUUAAAGCAUCUAAACAUGUUCUAGUACAGUUCUAACCCUAGAACCGUAGACUGUGGACACUUUGUCUCUCUGAGUCCGUUAACAAAAACACCAGUUCAACCUCACACAGGUCCUGCUGCUGCUCUGCUGCCUCCAUCGGUCCGUUUGUGUUAUUGGUUUGAUUUGGGAGAUAAAAUCUCAUUCUGAAGGCAAAAUGAAACAGCGAUGAUGUCGGUAGUAGAACCGUUAAAGUGACAAUAGACACGUUUUUUUUGUUUUAACACGGGUUUAAGAUGUGAACUAAUGUAUUAAAACAACAAAGUCACGUCGCUGAAGAGCUGCAGCUCCUGGUUUCUGGGAUGAUGUACCGGUCUGGUCCUCUGGUUCCCCGUCGACCCACAUCCAGCAGCUUUAUUCUAAUGUUCAGGUUUGAACAACAUCUGAGGAACUAAAACCUGAAAGUUCUCUGUUGUUUCUCAUCGAUUCAGAAUCUGUAAUGUCAGACAGUCGAUCAAUAAUCUCUGAUCCCGGAUGAGAUGAAAAAAAACCUGAAGCAUCUUUGAGCUCAUGAACAGAACACUGAUCAUGCAGAAGUCCACUCUGCUUCCUUCCACUUAAAUAAAGUUGUUUUUUUAUUGUUUCAAAUUGAUCAAACUGUUUGACCGUCAGUCCCGAACCCAACCAGCACCGUCACAGAACCCCGAAGGAGCAGGACGGUCCGGGAGGUCAGAGGUCUUGGUGCUGUAAAUAUCUUAGGAGGUUGUUGAUGUUUACUAAAUGUCAGUAUUAAUAUUCCAGAUUUUCCUCUUUGGACACAUUUGUACAUUUUGCUCCCUUUAUCUUUGGUGUUUCUUUUUUAUUAUUAUUGUUGUAAUAAACACUCAGUAUUUCACA